AUGUCCAAUGUGACAAAGCUAACGGCUUCCAACUUCCUGAUGUGGAACCGUCAGAUCCGUGCCCUGCUUGCUGGUUAUGGGCUUGCUCACUUCCUCGAUGGUUCCGGCGAUACUCCGGCGCCCACAGUUCUUGUCAACGGCGUCUCUGCUAACAACCCGAAGUUCAUCUUGUGGCAACGACAAGAUCAACUCAUCUACUCCAGUCUUUUGGGAGCUAUCUCUGUUGAGAUCAAGUAUUGGAAGAAGGGAACCCGAUCCAUUGAUGAAUACUUCCAGGGCUUUGCUACUUGGUCCGAUCAGCUUGCUCUGCUUGGUAAGCCAUACGAACUUGAAGAACAGGUUGAUCAUCUUCUUAGUGGUCUCCCUGAAGAAUACAAGCCUAUCAUCGAUCAGAUUGAUGGGCGUGAGACCCCUCCCUCCUUGACCGAGAUCCAUGAAAAACCCAUUAACUAUGAGUUGAAGCUUAAUGCACAAGCAUUUGUGUCGUCCUCUGUUCCUAUCACCGCUAAUGCUGUCUAUUCCAAGUCGACAGGCUCUUCUCCUCAUUUUCGUACUCUGAAUCGAUCUCAUGCAUGUGGUUACCAUCACAACUCUAACCGUUGCUCUCAAGGUAGAGGUUAUAACGGUCGGUGUCAACUAUGCGGUGUGUUUGGGCACAAUGCUCGUUGGUGCUCUCAGUUGCCCUCUGGUGGCAACUAUCAACCAUCUGGUGGCAACUAUCACUCUUCUGGUGGUGGUUAA
Messenger RNA from Camelina sativa (false flax), 741 nucleotides. The record is from RefSeq and is a predicted model, not a curated record. NCBI's taxonomy places the organism in Eukaryota, Viridiplantae, Streptophyta, Magnoliopsida, Brassicales, Brassicaceae.